AUGUCUGGUAUACCAUUAACAUCAGCCGUUUCAAAUGUAUGGCCUCGGGCUACCGGUGCUACAGCAAUGGAUCCUUCGAUGUCAGGACCUAUGCCAUUAAAUGGUAGUGGUCAAAUGAAUCUUCCUAUGGUAAAUAAUCCAAAUUUACCACCGAGUACAAUACCAACUUUAAAUAAUAUGCCACCACCCGUUCCACAACCACCACAUACACCAUUUCCUUCUAUUCAACAACCAUUUGGUCUAACAAAUAGUCUUCUUUCAAAUAAUUAUGCUACAGCUCAAAGUUUACCUACAUCAAAUAAUUUCUCUCCAAAUGUAAAUGCUCUUGGUCAAAAUUUUCCUUCAACAAAUAAUUUUGCUUCAAAUGCAAAUGCUCUUGGUCAAAGUUUACCUCCAUUCAAUCCAAUGCAAAUAAAUAGUGUACCAAAUCCAAUACAAGCCAUUCAAAAUGAAGCUAAUCAACGACGAUUAACGCAUCUUGAAGAUGAAACUGCAAAACGAAAAAAUACUACAUUAACUCUUCAGCAAAUGGGUCAACAAGUAUUACAAGGUCAAAUGGAUAUACAAGAACAAGUUUUACAAUAUCAAUUUAUGUUAGAUCAAUGUAUUGAAAGUCUUGAUCAUCAAAAUUUUAUUUUAAAUGGACAAUCUGAAGAAAUAGCAUUACUUCACGCUAAAAUGCGAAAAUUUGAAUAUUUUAUAGAUGCAUUUAAACGUAGUAAAGAAAACAAUCAAUUUCAACAAAAUAAAUGUCCUGAUAUGAAUUUUAUUGAUAAUAAUCUUAUUUGCUCUCGAAAUUCUUUACCAAUGCAUUCAUUAUCUAUGUCACCUUUUCUUAUGAAUGGUGUAGCACGUGUAACUUCAUCUAAAUUUCAACCUUUUAAUCCACGAUAUCGAUCACCAUCGAAUAAACGAUCAUCAAAUCCAAACGAACCUCAAAAUCAAUCAUCACCAGCACGAAAUUCAAAUCCUGUUAGUAAUUCAAAUCAAUAA
Messenger RNA from Adineta steineri, 993 nucleotides. NCBI's taxonomy places the organism in Eukaryota, Metazoa, Rotifera, Eurotatoria, Adinetida, Adinetidae. The record is from the annotation of a GenBank genome assembly.